Papaver somniferum (opium poppy) is the source of this 1263-nucleotide messenger RNA. RefSeq lists its product as uncharacterized. Bases 1 to 1263 code for a protein of 420 amino acids. The record is from RefSeq and is a predicted model, not a curated record. NCBI's taxonomy places the organism in Eukaryota, Viridiplantae, Streptophyta, Magnoliopsida, Ranunculales, Papaveraceae. The transcript has a single exon.
AUGACUACAGUGCGUACGCUCAUUGCUGUUGCUUCUAAUCAAAAUUGGGAUCUUCACCAAAUGGACGUCAAAAAUGCCUUCCUCCAUGGAGAACUUCAAGAAGAAGUUUAUAUGCAACCACCACCAGGAUUACAUCAUGAUCCAAAUCAAGUAUGCAAACUUAACAAAGCAUUAUAUGGUCUCAAACAAGCACCUCGUGCUUGGUUUGAAAAAUUCUCAAAUGCUAUUCUUCAGUAUGGAUAUAGUCAGAGUGCAUAUGACUCAGCCAUGUUUACUCGAAAAACAGAGAAAGGAAUAGUUAUUCUCCUUCUGUAUGUCGAUGACAUGAUCAUUACUGGCAGUGACUUAAAGGAAAUCCUUUCUUUGAAGCGUCAUCUAUUUUCUUGUUUUGAGAUGAAAGAUCUUGGUCUUUUGAGAUACUUUCUUGGGAUAGAAGUCGAUAAAUCCUUUAAUGGUUAUUUUAUUUCUCAAGUUAAGUAUGCAACUUACAUUCUUCAACGUGCAGGGUUAACUGAUAGCAACACUGUUGAUACACCUCUAGAACUGAAUGUUAAGCUCAACAGUUACGAGGGAAAAGCAUUAUCUAAUCCUACACUAUACCGUCAACUUGUAGGGAGUCUUAACUAUCUUAUUAUUACACGACCAGAUAUCAGCCAUGCAGUCCAUAUUGUAAGCCAGUUUAUGUCAUAUCCAAGAUCAACACACUAUGCUGCUGUGCUUCGAAUUUUGCGAUACAUCAAAGGUACUUUAUAUCAAGGUUUACACUUCUCAAGUAAUUCGGAUCUUCGUCUUCAUGUAUACUCCGGCUCUGAUUGGGCAGGUGACGUUACUGAUCGACGAUCAACCACUGGAUAUUGCCUAUUUUUGGGUAACUCAUUAAUCUCUUGGUUUAGUAAGAAACAAUAUGUGGUAUCUCGCUCUAGUGCCGAAGAUGAAUAUCGAGCUCUUGCUCACACUACUUCAGAAAUUUUCUGGUUACGGUGGCUUCUUCAAGAUAUGGGAGUUAUAUCAUCUGAGCCAACUCCACUCUCCUGUAUUAACAAGGCUGCUAUUCAUAUUUCCCACAAUGAUGUGUUCCAUGAGCGUACAAAACACAUUGAGAUUGACUGUCACUUUGUUCGUCAUCACUUCAAACACUUUACAAUCUCAUUGCCCCAUGUUUCUUCAGAAUUGCAGCUAGCAGACAUUUUUACUAAGACUCUACCUUCUACUCAUCUGAAGUUCUUGGCUUUCAAACUCAAUAUGUGCUUUGCACCAUCAUGA